Molecule: messenger RNA, 867 nt
Organism: Wallemia ichthyophaga EXF-994
Lineage: Eukaryota; Fungi; Basidiomycota; Wallemiomycetes; Wallemiales; Wallemiaceae
Product: Inorganic pyrophosphatase
Exons: 4
Coding region: 1-867 (288 amino acids)
Biological process (GO): phosphate-containing compound metabolic process
Cellular component (GO): nucleus; cytoplasm
Molecular function (GO): magnesium ion binding; inorganic diphosphate phosphatase activity
Source: RefSeq, a predicted model, not a curated record
AUGUCAUACUCGACGAGGCAAAUUGGUGCACCAAACACAACAGAAUUUAAGACUUACAUUGAGAAGGACAACAAGGUCAUCUCACCUUUCCACGACUUGCCUUUGUACGCCGAUGACUCAAAGACCAUUUUGAACAUGGUUGUCGAGAUCCCAAGGUGGACCAACGCAAAGAUGGAAAUCACCAAGUCUUCCUUCUUCAACUCGAUCGAACAAGACACCAAGAAGGGCAAGCUGCGUUAUGUGCGUAACUCUUUCCCUUGGAAGGGCUACAUCUGGAACUACGGUGCCUUCCCUCAAACCUACGAGGACCCAGACAGCGUCCACCCAGAGACCAAGGCUAAAGGUGACGGCGACCCAAUCGACGUCUGUGAGAUUGGUGAGGCUGUUGGCCACAUCGGUCAAGUCAAGCAAGUCAAGGUUUUGGGUACUCUCGCUCUACUCGACGAAGGCGAAACUGACUGGAAGAUCAUUGUCAUCGACGUCAACGACCCUCUCGCACCAAAGAUCAACGACAUCGAAGACGUAGAGCGCCACCUUCCAGGUCUUCUCCGUGCCACCAACGAAUGGUUCAGAAUCUACAAGAUCCCAGACGGAAAGCCAGAGAACCAAUUCGCUUUCUCAGGUGAAGCUAAGAACAAGAAGUACGCUACCGAGAUUGUCCACGAGUGCCACGAAGCCUGGAGAGGUCUUCUUACCGGCAAGGUCAGCAGCGAGGGUGUUUCAUGCGCCAACGUCUCUGUCGAAGGCUCUAAAGACAAGAUCUCUACCACUGAUGCCCAAUACAACCAAAUCCCAGCUCACUCGCCACAGCCAGCUGCUCCAGUUGACCCUUCCAUUGACAAGUGGUUCUUCAUCUCUGCUGCUUAA